GGGAACUUUCCAUCCCUUGUAUUUCCCCAGUUUUGUUUUCCUGUACGCCAGGAUGCCAUCCACAAAUUCUGUGUGUUUUCUCAUUUGCUUUUUUGUAAUUUUCAAUGCUCUUCAUGUAUUAAGCAUUAAUUUAAAGCCUUUGGCCUUGGAUUGUGGCUCCAAUGGUGGCAAAGACGAAGAUGGUCGGACAUGGGAAUCUGAUUCCAAGUUCCUUCUUCCUACGGAUUCCACCCAAGUCCAAGCCGGAUAUCAAGACCCUUCACUUUCUUCUUCAAUUCCUUACAUGAAAGCUAGAAUUUUUAAGUCUCCGGCGACAUACCAAUUCCCGGUGAAGACGCAACAAAGGUACUCGAUCAGGCUCCAUUUCUACCCUUCUUCUUAUUCCAACUUCAAUGCCAGCAAUUCAUUUUUUUCUGUGGUCGCCGGUGGAAUUACCCUCUUAAGCAAUUUCAGUGCUGCAAUCACAUGUCAAGCUCUUACACAAGCUUAUCUUAUUAAAGAGUAUUCUCUGGCAGCCAUGGAUCCCGAAGUUCUAAAUAUCACCUUCACCCCCUCAACUAAUUUUUCAAAUUCUUUUGCUUUUGUAAAUGGGAUUGAGCUGAUUCCAAUACCGGAGAUUUUUGGCACGGCGAACUUGGUGGGAUUUAAUGACCAGACUAUGGAUGCAACAACUCAGAAUGUGCAAAUUAUGUACAGAGUAAACGUUGGUGGACAAUAUAUUGCUCCAAGCAAUGAUUCUGGAGGGCUUCAGAGGAGUUGGUAUGAUGAUUCACCUUAUUUAUUUGGUGCUGCAAUGGGAGUAAGUUUUAAGGCUGCAGAUAAUGUCACCAUAACGUAUGGAGAAUUACCGGAAUACACUGCACCGGUUGACGUUUAUAAGACCGCAAGGACAAUGGGACCAACUGCAGAUGUCAACAAGCAAUUCAACAUGACAUGGUUAUUUCAAGUAGAUGCCAAUUUCACCUAUAUUGUGAGGUUACAUUUCUGUGAGAUCUUGUUUACCAAGGUUAAUCAGAGAGUUUUCAAUAUUUACGUGAACAAUCAGUCAGCUCAAGUUGAUCCUAACCCGGCAGAUAUAAUCGCGUGGGCUGGAGCACAGGGAGCUCCAAUUUACAAAGAUUAUGCAAUUAUUGUCAAUGAUAAACCUGGUGAUGACAUGAUUCAGGUGGAUAUGUCACCGUCAAAACCAUCCAAACCGGAGUACCUUGAUAUAAUACUCAAUGGGAUUGAGGUUUUCAAGAUGAGUGAUGCCAACAAGAACCUAGCAGGUCCUAAUCCUCAGCCAUCAGACUUGCUUCUCAAGGCAGAGAGGGAGCCUAAAAGAACUUUCAAGCCUAAUCUUCAUAUCAUAGGAAGCGCGGCAGGAGGAGCAGCCGUGUUUGGCCUGGUGGCGGCACUGUGCAUUGUUGUCUACAAGCGGCAAAAACACCUUCCGGGAACCGAAACUCACACCUCUAGUUGGCUUCCUAUCUACGGAAAAUCAAACAGUCAUACCGCAGCAAGCAGGUCUACUAGCCAAAGCAGUCACCUCUCAAAUCUAGCCCAAGGCCUCUGCCGCCAUUUCUCCUGGGCAGAGAUGAAGCAGGCCACAAAGAACUUCGACGAAUCAAAUGUCAUUGGCGUUGGAGGUUUUGGUAAAGUUUACAAAGGUGUAAUAGAUGGCACCACAAAAGUAGCAAUCAAAAGAUCAAACCCCUCUUCGGAGCAGGGUGUCAAUGAGUUCCAAACUGAAAUCGAGAUGCUUUCAAAACUCCGACACAAGCAUUUGGUCUCAUUGAUUGGAUUCUGCGAGGACGGUGGGGAAAUGUGCUUGGUCUACGACUACAUGGCGCGUGGAACCUUAAGAGAACACAUUUACAAUUCAAAAUUAAAAACUCAUCUCCCCUGGAAACAAAGGCUUGACAUAUGCAUUGGUGCGGCUAGAGGACUUCAUUACCUACACACUGGAGCCAAGUACACCAUCAUUCACCGUGAUGUUAAGACCACAAACAUUCUCCUAGAUGAAAACUGGGUUGCUAAAGUUUCGGAUUUUGGGUUAUCAAAAACAGGUCCUGACAUGAAUACAGGCCAUGUGAGUACCGUGGUAAAGGGAAGUUUCGGACCUGCUCUGAACACAAACCUCCCAAAGGAACAGGUCAGUCUGGCAGAUUGGGCACUUUUCUGUCAGAAAAGGGGUUUGUUGGAAGACAUUAUUGAUCCUCAUUUAAAAGGGAAGAUCAACCCAGAAUGCUUGAAAAAGUUUGCUGACACUGCUGAGAAGUGUUUAUCAGACCAUGGGAUAGAACGCCCCUCCAUGGGAGAUGUCCUGUGGAACCUGGAAUUCGCUCUCCAGUUGCAAGAAACUGCCGAUGGUUCCAAGCGAGGUACAAGUACAAAUGAAGUAAAUGAUGGCUUAGAAGGGUCUAGUAACAAUAGAAACCACAGCCAAAGGAGCGAGGUUGAAAUCAAUGAGGAAUCUGAUCUUAGCACAACUGAAAUUUUUCCUCAGAUUUCAAAUCCCAAAGGCCGGUGAAGGGGAAAUUCAAUUGCAUCAUCUUGGUUCCUUGAAAGGUCACUGAAACAAGGUCAAAAUCAAGAAUUGGAAGCCAU
This is a messenger RNA of Rubroshorea leprosula, 2589 nucleotides long. NCBI's taxonomy places the organism in Eukaryota, Viridiplantae, Streptophyta, Magnoliopsida, Malvales, Dipterocarpaceae. The record is from the annotation of a GenBank genome assembly.